GCAGGGCCGCUGCUAGCGAGGGCGGGAGGAGGAAGAGCGGCUCUCAGCUCUGAGGAAGUGGAGGAGUUGUGAGACGGUCGUGCAUCCCGCCCGGGGAGUGUACCGCGCUCCGGGCUGAAUUCGCGUUGCCCGUCCCGUGCGACACGGCUCCGCUUUCCAUCUGCAGCGGAACGGGAGUUUCACCUCAACACCCCUCACAUUCACACGCUGCUUUUCUGGCCCUUUAAAUUCGAGUUCUCCAUUAACACGGGAAUGAGCUCGUGAAAAGCGUGUUGAGGCGAGGUCUGAGAGAUUUCUACUGCUCCUUAAUUAAAGGAACCAUCCAAAUAUUGCUGUUCCAUGGAACUGACAUACUUGUGAAUACUGUGAAUUAGUCUUGGUUCCCUGAAGGAUUGUAAAAUGGAGCCGAUAACAUUCAAAGCUAAGAAAUAUCGAGCACCUAGCGAUUUCUCAGCAAGCUUCACACUCCAGCUUGUAGGUUCCCUGCCUGUGCAUUCCCUAACCACUAUGUCCAUGCUGCCUUGGAUUGUGGCAGAGAUCCGGGCUCUCAGUUGUACAAAGUCUUCCAAAGAAGAACUUGGUAUCAGCCAAAUCCGGCUUUAUGUGUCACCAUCGAGUUUGCGAUGUGAACCAGACACGGGGAAAAUCCAGCAGUGGGAUCCUUUGAUUUGUUCUGGUCUGUUUGAAUACAAGCCACAGCAUGUCCACAAACUGAUUCACAACAGCCAUGAUCCAAGUUACUUUGCUUGCCUGAUAAAGGAUGGAGCAGCAAAUCAGCAAAGUAUCUGCUAUGUAUUCAAAGCUGAUGAUCAAACAAAAGUCCUCAAGAUCAGAGUAUUACUUCCAGAAACUUGCAGGACUUCAGAAUAUCAUGUACAAGUGCCUGAGAUUAUAAGCUCUAUUCGACAAGCUGGAAAAAUUGCUCGUCAAGAAGAGUUUCAGAGUAAUCUUUCAGAUAUUGAAGACCCUUUUGCCAAAAAGUUUGAGGUGCUGUUCUGUGGACGUGUGACUGUAGCACAUAAAAAUGCACCCCCAGCACUCAUAGAUGAAUGCAUUGAGAAAUUUAAUCAUGCGAGUUGUACAAAAAAAUCAGAUUCUGACUCCUCAUCCCAACAACAUGAAACUGCCAGUCACUCCGGAGGCUUCUUGUUCAGCAACAAAUUUCGGUCUGUCUUCCAGCCCUUGAUGGGUGAAGAGGAGGAGAAAAGGCCAAUUAGGAAAUCGUUUUCCCAACCUGGACUUCGUUCCUUGGCUUUUAAGAAGGAUUUUCAGGAGGGAAGCCAUAGGAGUAACAGCUUUGUCAGGUCUUUUGAAGAAGAUGCUCUUUCACUAAACCUAAAAAGUCAACUUAUCUAUGGACACAGUGUUGUGCAGCCAACAGACAUUGCAGAAAACCGGACAAUGUUGUUUACGAUUGGCCAGUCUGAAGUUUACCUUAUCAGUCCUGACACAAAAAAAGUAGCAAUUGAGAAAAGCUUUAAAGAAAUAUCGUUUUGUUCUCAGGGAAUUAGACAUGUGGAUCACUUUGGAUUCAUCUGCAGAGAGUCUUCAGAAAAUGGAGGCUUCCACUUUGUUUGCUAUGUGUUUCAAUGUACAGAUGAAGCACUGGUUGAUGAAAUCAUGAUGACAUUGAAACAGGCUUUCACUGUAGCUGCUGUGCAACAAACUUCCAAGGCACAGCCCCAGCUCUGCGAAACAUGUCCUCUGCAAAGCUUGCAUAAACUCUGUGAAAGGAUAGAAGGGCUACACCCUUCUAAGACUAAACUAGAACUACAAAAGCAUCUAACAACACUAAACAGCCAGGAGCAGGCUUCUGUUUUUGAGGAGGUUAAGAAAUUGAGACCAAGAAAUGAUCAAAAAGAGAAUGAGCUGAUUAUCGCUAUUUUGAGAAACAUGUAUGAAGAAAAACAGAAGGACCACAUUCACACUGGGGAAGCAAAACAAUCUUCACAACCGUCUGCUGAGAAUGCUGCAAAUGAAGUGCCCAGCAGUGCUCCAAGAUUCAGAUUAGAUAUGUUAAAGAACAAGGCAAAAAGAUCUCUGACAGAAUCGUUUGAAAGUAUUUUAUCACGUGGCAGUAAAGCCAGAGGUCCUCUCGACAGUUCUAGUGGAUCUGUGGAUCUGGAGGCCUCCAUGUCCAGUACCUUAAGCAGCACAAAUAAAGAACCACCAUUAUCUGAAAGGGAGACAGACAGAGUUCCUACACUUCCUACAGAGAAUGCUGUCAAGAUCAGUGGAUCAGUGGGUGAUCUCUCCAGUGACCCAGAUAGUUAUCCUAUUGAUCAUUCUGUUACAUUACCUCAACAAAGCUUUCGAAGACGAGCAAACACACUGAGUCAUUUACCAUCGGAAAGCCGGGAGUCUUUGGUAGCUGCUGAAACAUCGCCAUCUGUUCCCCAGAGGAAACUUAUGAGGUAUCACUCAGUGAGCACAGAAACUCCUCACAAGAGAAAUUCUUCUGGUCAACUUGCACGUUCUCCUACUCUAGCUCGUCUUAAUCCCUCGGCUUCUUCACCCAACUUUUUUAAAUAUCUAAGGCAUAAUUCAAGUGGAGAACAAAGUGGGCAUUUUGCACAAAAGAGCAUCUCCUACCGUACUGCCUUAAGGAAAAAGCUUCAUUCUUCCUCUUCUGUGCCAAAUUUCUUAAAAUUUCUGGCUCCUGUAGAUGAAAAUAACACCUCAGACUUUAGGAGCACAACAAGUGACUACGAAUCCAAACGCAGCCAGCAGGCUGCUGGUGCUGACAGCCCUGUGAGGACUCGCCGGCAUUCUUGGAGACAGCAGAUAUUCCUGCGAGUGGCAACUCCUCAGAAAGCAUGUGAUUCUCCCAGUCGAUAUGAUGAUUACACUGAACUGGGAGAACUUCCACCCAGAUCUCCUUUGGAACCAGUGUGUGAAGAUGGCCCCUUUGGUCCAGUGAAGGAGGAAAGAAAACGGACAUCCCGUGAGCUUCGCGAAUUGUGGAAGAAAGCCAUCAUUCAGCAAAUACUGCUCCUCAGAAUGGAGAAAGAAAACCAGAAGUUACAAGCCUCGGAAAAUAAUUUGCAGAACAGACGUCUGAAACUUGACUAUGAAGAAAUCACACCAUGCUUAAAAGAGGUAACUCUGAUUUGGGAAAAAAUGUUGAGUACACCUGGAAGGUCAAAGAUUAAAUUUGAUGUGGAAAAAAUACACUCUGCUGUUGGGCAAGGAGUACCACGUCACCACCGUGGGGAGAUCUGGAAGUUUCUAGCAGAGCAAUAUCAUCUUAAACAUCAGUUUCCAAAUAAACAACAACCAAAGGACACACCUUAUAAAGAACUCCUUAAACAACUAACUUCCCAGCAACAUGCAAUACUUAUUGACCUAGGACGCACAUUUCCAACACAUCCGUACUUCUCAGCACAGCUAGGAGCUGGGCAGCUGUCACUCUACAAUAUUUUGAAGGCCUAUUCCCUUCUGGACCAGGAAGUAGGAUAUUGCCAGGGACUUAGUUUUGUAGCAGGAGUUCUACUACUUCAUAUGAGCGAAGAAGAUGCUUUUAAAAUGCUGAAGUUUCUCAUGUUUGAUGUGGGGCUAAGAAAACAGUAUCGUCCUGACAUGACAAUUCUUCAGAUCCAGAUGUAUCAACUAUCACGACUUCUUCAUGACUACCAUCGAGACCUCUAUAACCACCUAGAGGAACAUGAGAUUGGCCCCAGCCUCUAUGCUGCUCCAUGGUUUCUCACCAUGUUUGCCUCGCAGUUUCCCCUCGGAUUUGUAGCCAGAGUGUUUGAUAUGCUUUUCCUUCAAGGAUCAGAGGCUAUAUUUAAAGUGGCCUUAAGCCUUUUGGGAAGCCACAAGCCCUUGAUUCUGCAGCAUGAGAACCUAGAAACUAUUGUUGAUUUUAUUAAAAACACUCUCCCCAACUUGGGUUUGGUACAGAUGGAAAAGACAAUUAGUCAGGUGUUUGAAAUGGAUAUUGCCAAGCAGUUGCAAGCUUAUGAAGUUGAAUACCAUGUGCUUCAGGAUGAGCUUAUAGAUUCAUCUUUGAAUGACAAUCAGAGACUGGAUAAGUUAGAAAAGGCAAACAGUAGCUUGCGCAAACAGAACUUUGAACUCCUGGAAGAACUGCAGGUGGCUAAUGGAAAGAUCCAAAACCUUGAAGCCACAGUAGAGCUUUUAUUGACUAAUGAAGGCAAACUGAAGGAGUCAAUUCUCACUCUUGAGCAGGAGCGAACAGCUUUGCAGAAGGCAGUGGAAGAGAUGCGGAAAAAGAUUGGUGAUACAAAUGAGAAGCCUCUGCUUACUAGACAAGAGCACCUGGAUGCUGACUGAUCUGCAGUUGUCACAGAGCAGAGAACCUGAGCAAAUAACAAAGGGAAGAACUGGGUCUUUUUGUUGAUCCGUGGAGAUUUGUUGUUGUCACCUUCAUUAUACAUGCCUUACUGUAGCAAAGCAAGAUAGAGGCAUUGUGGCUGCGCAAAUCAGGUAAACAGGUUCCUUGGGGAGGAAGCUUUCUUCUUGUAUGUAGAAGUGCUAUGAACAGCAAGAUGCCCCAUCAUAAUAAGCAGGAGAAACCUAAUAGUGUGUGCACAAUGCACUGUAAAGAUGUCAAGGAUUCUUCCAUAAGUGCUUCUAAACCCAAGUGCUUUAUGUUUGUUACAUACUUCGUUUGCAUGUUCAUCAGCACCAUGGUAAAUAGCACAUCCUUGAGAAGCUCCUUUAAAAAAAUACGGCAGUGUAAAACCUUCAAAUUGAUGGUUGCCUUGCUGCAGCUAUGCAGUGGUAACACUUACAGAGAGUUUUGUGAUUGGACUUGAGAUAUUUUUGACAGUGUAAUUCCCCUGCAGCUUGACUCAGUUCUGUUAAUUAUGUUGUUUACACCUCAGAUAACUGUUUCCUGAUGCUUGCAGAUGUCAAUCUAUUGGACUCCAGAGAGCUGGACUUCAUUGUAUGCAACUCUGUGUCAUUAGGAGUUGCCAUCUGUUUUUAUAAGUAUGUUGUUUUAAUAUAUUUUUUUAACAUCCAUUAGCAUGUUGUUAGUUGGCAUUAUCUGAUAAACAUACAUACUGUAUAUAGUAACUGCGUUAUGCUUAACAAAAUACACUGACAUUGGUUUCAUGAACCCUGUAACUCUUGCAGUAUCAUCCAAGGAUUUAUAUUUGGACUCUUAAGUUUCAUUUUAUUUAUUUCUGAUCUGCUGUGCUGUGUAAGACAUCAUUUUGUUGGGAAACUAACGCCCCUCUCUGUUUUUCCUUUCUUUGGUACUCUGCCCUCCAAUCCCCUGGGAAAUGUUAUUAAGACUUUUUUGUAAGCGUUGGAGGCAUUUUGAGAGCUUCGUGUUGUGCCUGAGAUGCUUAAACUGCUUUAUAAAGGUUAUGGCUGUUUGAAUUAGGGCACCAUUCUUUUUACAAUCCCUUUUUUGAGUAAGAUUACACAUGUAAAAAAAAAAAAAAAGUUUCUUAGUACAAUGAAAGUAGUUUUCAGGCCAGUUGAAGCACCACUGCUGCAAGUGCAAUAAUAUCCGUGGCUGUCCAUCCAGUUGUUUGGGUUCCCUUCUGAAUUAGGGAAUAGUGCUGUAAUUUUGUUUAAUCCGCAAGCACAGAGUUAAUAUGCAUCAGCAUGUUGUCAUGGUGGAGAAUCACCCAGAGAUGUGAUUUUUGUUUUUCUUAAAUUGUUUUUGUUCUUUUUUUUUUAAAAUUUCAAAGCACAUAGUUGUGUUGGUUUGGUUGUUGUUUUUUUCUUUCUGACUGGCAAUGUAGAAAAGGUUUUGGUUUUCUGUUUUCUUCAUGCAAGACCCUUUGAUACAUCGUGGUUGUAGUUUAACAUUCAUCUACUGUGCGGAACAAAUACCUCUGUAUAGGUCAAAAAGAAAAAGAGAAUUUUCUAUUCAAUUUCUGAAUGCUUUGUUUCACUCUGUGAAGACUUUGUGUCUUAAAUAUCGCUGGUUUUUGCAAAUCCACUCUGUAUUCAUUUAGUAUUGAAAUUCCAGAUAAAUUAAUUAUUAUUAAUCCACUUACCUCAAAGGCUUGCUUUUUAUUUGGAAAUCCAUACUGAGGCUCAUGCUUCAUGUUUAAUACCAUGUUAUAAUGAACCUCAUGCUGUUAGAGCACUCCAUAACGUUGCAUUUUUACACCAUAGUGCCAUAAUUCAUACACUGACUUUUUAAUGAGCAAUAAAAAUAAUAAUAACGUA
Numida meleagris (helmeted guineafowl) is the source of this 6156-nucleotide messenger RNA. RefSeq names its product TBC1 domain family member 1 (gene TBC1D1). The record is from RefSeq and is a predicted model, not a curated record. Bases 400 to 4296 code for a protein of 1298 amino acids. NCBI's taxonomy places the organism in Eukaryota, Metazoa, Chordata, Aves, Galliformes, Numididae. The transcript has 23 exons.